Messenger RNA from Bradysia coprophila, 4883 nucleotides. RefSeq names its product cilia- and flagella-associated protein 43. Gene Ontology annotation, biological process: cilium assembly. Gene Ontology annotation, molecular function: protein binding. Lineage: Eukaryota; Metazoa; Arthropoda; Insecta; Diptera; Sciaridae. Gene Ontology annotation, cellular component: axoneme. The record is from RefSeq and is a predicted model, not a curated record.
AUAAGCAAAACGCAACACUGACUCUUCGUGUGGUCCUUCAGUCAACAAAAUGGAUUUGAAAUUGAACGACGAUGAUACAUCCUUGCGGUGGGCAAAAUAUCAAGAAAUCAAAAAUGCAUCGUUCAUUCACGACAACAUACUACUGUUCGGUGGUGAUAAUUCACUUACAUUCGUAAACUUGAGUGAUGGUAGCAGCAAUUCACAGUCUGUUACCGGUAAUAUUGGAAAUGGUGUAACGUGUUUCGUAGGCCACAAACUCUAUGGCAUAUUUGCAUUUUCCGGCGCAUGCAUUAGUCCCAAGAUUGUGCUGUGCUCAUAUCCGGACUUUAAGCAAAUCAGUUGCUUCCAAAGAUCUGAUAGUGCACCUUACUUAACAAUGAAAUUCUCGGAAACGGAGCAUCUGAUUGCUGUGGCUGGUCUUCCCAAAUAUGAACUGGAAAUUUGGAACUGGAGAACAUCAAAAUUGUUAGCUGUAGAACAAAUGGACAUUCAGAUGGAUCAUCAGGUUUUAAGAGUCAGUCAUUCAUUACCUCUGACCAUCACCCAAUACAAUCCUGACGAUGGAAAUAUGAAUUUCUGGGAAGUGCACACUUCGGUGGACACGGCAAAGUUAAUUAAACGCAAAAUAAAAUGUCCAUUCAAAGAUGCAUCGGGACCAUUCCAAAUGUGUUAUGGCAUCGACGGGUGCAUAUUUUUCAUGAACAACAAAAGUGUAGUGUACCAGAUCUAUCCAACGUCUAAUAAAUGCAAUCAAAUUAUUGUUGCAUCAAGUGAGGUUGAAGAUAUCAGCACUCAUAUUAAUUGGUACAAGGGAGGACUGGUGAUUGCAUGUGAUGGAUAUCUGAGAUACUUCAAAAAAAUCGUAAAAGACUGGGUAGAACAAUGGAAUAUAUCGUCGAGCAGUGCAAUAACUUCCACAUUCUGUUACAACAUGGAGUUACUAUUGGUGGCCUGCAUCGAUCGAAAUUUGAUGAAAUUAAUUGAUGAUUCCGAUGCUAGUCCGCCAAAGUUGGAAAUGGUCACCCAAUUUGACACGGCGAUAAAAUAUUUAGCGAUAAUAAAUCCAGCCGGAAAGUUUGUGGCAACAGUGAACUCGUCGAACGACUUUUGCGUUGUUGAAGUAGCAACCGAUAAAAAGGUAUCAAAAAUCGUGUUAGACAAUAUAUCUGCCAUGGUAGCACACCCUAAAUUACCAAUUGUGGCUUAUGGUAACGCGCUUGGCUAUUUAUAUUCGCUAUCGCUAAGUGAACCAGUACAACCUAAAUAUUUGUCCAAAUUUUACCUAACCACCCGCUGCAUCAAAAGUCUAAAUUAUUCGUCGAAUGGCCGUACAAUCGUUGCUUACACUAGCGAUAAUAAUAUUUUCGUAGCUCAGUAUCUCGCCGGUGGAAAAAUGUAUGUAACAAACCAGAUACCACUAGCGACGAAGCUUUUACAUCUAACAGUCAACGACAACUCUAUAGAAACUCACAUUACUGCCCUAUGUGUGACAACAAAUGACGCGACCAAAAUGAUUUCGUCUGACCAGUUACUGCACAUUACAGUCGUUGGCGGUAAUUGUACGACCAAUGAAAUCAAUUUGUCCAACGAUUACACAUCAAUCGAAUACCUAAACGACGGACUGGACAAAUUUCUUGCCGUACCGUUUAAGAAGACUGAAUUCGAAAUUAUUACGCUAACGCGAAGCAAGCGAUUUGAAAUUGCGACCACCAUUCGAACGCCACAUUUGCUGAAAUAUUUUCAAGUUCAAAUUUAUUCGAAGUUUUUCGUUACUUUUGGUAUUGACGGUUUGGUGAAUGUGUGGGACUCAAAUACAUUCCAAGUGAUCACCUCAUUUUUUCCGCACAACAAAAGGUUCGGCGGUGUAAUGAGAUGUGUUGUUGAUGCGAAUUUGAGGUUUUUCAUUACGUUGGGUAGCAGCAAUAACUUGAUGUGUACAGACCUAUCAAAUAAGUUUCAUAAAUCAACAAAAGAAGCACUGCAAACGGAUACAAAUCUCGCCGAUUUCAAGAAGACAAUGGAUGUUGAUUUGUCUCCGAAAGGUGAAGAGAAAACAUGGCUACAACAAAAAUUGGAAUCAGAAAUGGAACAGGAACGGAAAAAUUUCCAGACCGAUCGGCAAUUACUUCUGGAAGAUUUGGAAAAGAUCAAAGAAAAAUUGCGAAAGCUCAUCGACGAAAAUGAGACCGUACCCAGCAACACCAAAUUGGAUAUCAAUGAGUUCAAUUUGAAUGCCGAGGCGACGGAUACGUUUUUAGAGGAAGCACAACAGGAUCGGCUCGAAAAAGAAGCUUAUCUGACGCAAUUUUGCGUAUCGCAAAGUAAAAUAACGGAACUUAUUCUAGCGAGCACGUGGGAUCCGAUUGAUGUUAAGGGGACCACGUUGCGGGGAGUCUUCACGAAAUUGAAAGUCGAAAACUAUGCAUUGCUGAAGGCCAGUGAAAACAUUGAGAACGACUUAGCGCGAACUAUUUUAUAUCGCAAAGCCGAAAAUUUAGUCAGCCAGGACGAUAUUUUUGAGCCGUGGAUACCAAAGACAACCAGUCAACUGGAAAUUGGUCUAUCUAAAUUGCCUGGUUAUAAACGGGACAAAAUUGGCGAAAUUAACUACAACGAUAAUGAUCAGGUGGAACAGCAACCGAAUUCCAAUUACAUUUUACCGUUAAGCGGCACCUCAAGCCACAUCUAUAUUCGUCCAUUUCCAUACCGGUACAAUCAAAUGGAAGUCGUCACGUACCAGCAAAUGUAUGCCGAAACUGUUAUGGGUUUCCACGACAUUCUGGCCCUCCGCAAGUACUUUAACAAAAUUUUCGAUAAGAUGAAAAAAACGAAAGAUUAUGAGAUCAACUUGGUGAGAGAACGGAACCAACGAUUGCGGCACAUUCAGCACGAGAAAAAUACUCUUGAAAAAUUGAGAAAGUCAUCUGUCGAACAUUACAGAGAAAUUGUCGAUCCGGAGUACAUGCACGACGAAAAUCCCAAUUCGAUUAUUAAGGUCGACGAGUCAGAAAUAGGUGUACGACCUUACAUCACUGAAGCGGAGCAGAAAUUGUUAGAUGAAAAGAAUGAAGAAGCAAUGCGCCGCUACCGUGAACUUAUGGCUGAUGAUUUUCCCGAUCGAGCGUUAAAUGUGAUGAUGAACGGUGUACUUGAACAGAGAUGGGAAGAUGAGAUUAAAAAAGAUCCACAGCAACCAGAAUGCCUUACUUCGGGCAAAGAUCCAAAGAACUACACUGCAGCUGACAUAGCAUCCAUUGCUCUUUAUGAAAAGCAGAUGAAGCAAAUCAACGACGAACGCGACAGGUAUUUUGUCAAGCUGACUGAAGAAGAGCAAAUGAUCGAAGAAUUGUUAGAGAAGCAGGUCAAGUCGUUCAAUACGAAAGUGGGCGAAACGUAUUUACAAAAGUUGCACAUCGAAUUUUGCGUCGCAUGUGAAGAGCUGAAAUUGUUGCGCUAUCAUUUGCUCAAUUUUAACCGACAGUUGCUGUCGAAGAAAGAGAAGGACCUUUACAAAGAGGUACAAGAGCUGAAGGAUGAAAUCGAAAAGUUCUCUGUGACCCAUAAUUUCCUUGAAUUUACUUUCCUGGGCUGCCGCACGAGAUACGAAGAGUUAAACGAAAGAAAUCGACUGUUGGAUAAGCAAUUCAAAAGCAGUUUCCUGUUGAGUGCACCAUCGCAGGCCGUUGUCGAUCAAGCAUAUCGAGUAUUCAGACGACGUCCAAAGUGGCAAAUGCGUGCAUGGCAAACCGCAGCCAUACUCCAAGACAUGGCAAAACGUGUAAAUAUUGGCGAUUGUAGCACCAAUGGACCACCACUACCGGAAGUUUGUUUCACUCAUCUGGAAUACCUGGAAAAGGUUGAUAAGUUUAGCAAUGCUCCGAAUCUUAUGGACCAGACAAAUUGGCCAAUUCUGUGCAAAAUGAGACGUGAGAAAAUUGAAGUUGAAUUCAAAGUUAGGAGCUGUGGAGCAUUACUGGCUGAGGCUGAAGCUUCUGCGAACGCAUUUUCGAAAGAAAUAAAUUUGAAAAGGCAAAAGUUAGCCCAAUUUGACAUGAAAUUGGGUGAGCUGCGUGAGGAACAGAAAUCCAAUUUAAUCAACCGGUCAAUUCAAAUAUGCCUGAAGGGAGGUGCCAUCGAAAUUCCAUUGACCGGUUCCAUUAAGGACUUCGACACGGCCGUAUUGCUUCAUGAGUCAGAUGUUUAUGAAAUCAAUGAAAUAAUCAGGAAAGCUGGCAAUAAGAAGCUUAGAGUCAUGGAAAGUGCUGCGGUGUUCCGUAGGAAAAUCAUUCAUAAGGAAUGGCAACACAAAACGCUGCGAAUUAAAAUGCGCAACAAGGAGGAUGCUAUAAAAUGCAUCGAAAAGUGUAAAAUCACAAAAGAGGUACAGAACUGGUUGCAAUAUAAGCAAUUCGGACGAGGUGAAAAUAUAUCAAACACAGAUUUGGAACGCGAACGAGAGUCUGUGUAUGCUCGUAUGGAGAUUAGCUGUCGCGACAUAAUGAAACAAAUUCAGUUUGUCGAUCGAAAGAUACUGGAGAAGAAGGUGGAGAGUUCAAAUCUGGACAGAAAAAUUCAAUUGGUAAAUUUGGAUGUUGCCGAACUGAACUUAAAAAGAAAUCUGGAGCACGAAGAAAUGUGUGAAAAGGAACGGAAAAUCAGGCUUGCGUUGUUGGUGGAAAGAUCGCGAUUAGUUAAACAAGUACAAAAGCAACAUGCCAAAAUUUUGGAGCUAACCACAAUGUUAGAGCUACAACGUUUGAAGACAUAUCCGACGCUAAAUCUACAAUCGACAAAUUAACGUUCCAUCCUCUUGGAAAAUGUUUGAAUUACGCAAAUGAUUCAUUGUUCAGAGGUCGUCACAAUAAAGAAAUAUUACCAUCAUA